AUGGAUAAUCAAGUGGACUUUUUAAUAUCUUCAGUUGAAAAAAGUUUAAAGAAUUUACAAAAUAAAAAGGCUUUUUUGGUGGAACAGCAAUUACAAUAUAAUAAUAUUCAUGAUAGAUUAAUAACCUUUAAGUCCAAUAAAGAUAAUGAUAACCUUUCGCUUGAAGGUGAUGGUGAAAGUGGUAACAGUGAGGGUGUCAAAGGCUUGAUACUUGGUGAUGUCAUUAUUUCUUCUAAUAAAUGUUUUUUGAAUUUGGGUUAUGAAUAUUAUGUUGAAAAGGAUUUCGAUGAGGUCUUACAUUUUGUUAAUGAUAAAUUGCGUUUAAUGAAUGAAGCUAUUGAGCAGUUUAUGUUAAAAAUAAAAGAAGCAGAAACAACUUUACAAAAUCUGAAGGAAGUAUCUAAUAAUAUUGAUGAAGGUGAAGAUAACUUUGAAGAAUUUGAUACAGAAUUCCCUACGAUGGAAAUUAGAGAAGAAUUAGAUGACGAUGGAAAUAUUAUUAAUUCAAGUAUAAGGCCUACAAAUUCCACCAAAAAAGAACAAACAGUAUCUAAAGAUAUACAGAAAGAGGGCAAGGAGAGGAAAGAUGAAUUUGCAUCAAAUUUAAGAGGUAAAUUAUUAACUAAAAAUACAAAUGAGAAUAAGGAAGAUAUUUUGAAAGAAGCUAAUACAAAUAUAAAUAAAAUUGAUUCUGAUGGUAUUUAUACCUUUGCCGAUUUAGUUCAACAAAUGGAGGAACAAGAUAAUCUUGAAGAUGGCGAAUUAGAUGAGGAUGAUAUCGAAUAUGACUAUGAUAAAUUGGAUGAAUAUAUGGGAAGUUUGAAUAUGAGAGAAAAUGGAGAAGAUGAGGAGGAGGAGGAGGACUACGAUAAUGAUGAUUAUAUGUUUAAUGGGUAUAUGAUGAUGGUCCCUGGAUCAUCCGGUCAAUCCUCUUUUAUGGAACAAAUUGCUAAAUUAAGAGCUCAACGAAAUCCCGUCAAUGAUAACGAUCCAGAUGAUGAGAUGCAACCAUCUAGGAAAUUAAAUCUUAAAUCAUUAAAAAAAUCAGCUGAUAAGAAAAUUGAAAUUAAAUCUAUUUUAAAAACUGGGAUAGAUGUAAAUAAGAAUGACGGGUCAGUGAAAAAUGAGAAUAAAGGGAAAAAGAGUAAGAAAAGUGUUGGUUUUGCUGCUCAAUUGGAUAUCCAUGAAGUAGAAAACUUUAAAGAAGAAACUAAAAAACAAACACAUAAUAUAUUCCCAUCUAUGCAACAACUAAUGUAUUCAAAUUUAGUUGGAGUUAGAGAUGAAGAUAUGAUAGAUGAUACAAAUAAUCCUAACGUUAAUGAUUUCGAUAAUGACCUUUUUGCAAGUAUGCUUGGGAUUAAGGGAUCUGAAGAAAUACAUGAUAAAUAUUCUAAUGCUGUGGAAACGGCUAAUAUGUCAACUGAUAACAAUGGUGUUUAUCAAGAAAAUACAACAGCAAAACCAAAACGUGUAUCUAGAUUUAAAAAGAAUAUGCUUGGAAAAAAUUUUGAUAAAGCAAAAUCAAUAAAUCAAUAUGAAUGUAGUAGAAAUGAUAAUAAGAAUGAUGAGGCAUUUGUCUCAAGUGAUAUUAUAGAAAAAGAUGUUAUCGAAGAAAUAUCUAGCAGUUCAGAUAAAAUUUUAGAAAAUACAAUAAUAGAGAGGCCAGUGAUUAGCGACAUAAUUGAGAAAGAUGUUGUUAUGACAAAUAUUAUAGAGAAAGAUAUCAUUGAUGAAUCACCUAUUGAUAAUAAUAGUGUUGAAAAUAAUAAUAUAGAGAGUAAUAGUGUCAAUGAGAUUAUAAGUGAACCAGUUAUAGAGAGUAUGGUCGAUAAUUUCAAGACAUCGAAUGAUAAAAAUAUAAAACAAUGCGGAACUGAUGCUGAAACUACGCAAUCAUACAAAGAAAAUAAGGGUAAAUUGUCAAUAUUUAGAAAAAAGAUGGCUUCAUUACAAAGACCUCGUAUAAAGUUAAAAGCUAAGCAGUCAUUAGUUACCGCAGAGAUGUUAGAUGCAUAUGAAGAAGUAGAAACAUUUCUGGAUAAACCGAAGCAGGAAGAGCCUAAAAUAGUUAAACUUUUAAAAGAUAAAAAUGAUAAUAUUAGUAAGAAUGUUAAGGAGUCAAUAGAAGAUGAGAAAGUAGAGGAGAAAGCAGAGAAAAUUCAGGAUGUAUUUCCAGAGGAAAUUGCAAAUGCAAUCUUGCAGAUGGGCAAAAGCGAAGAUGAUGUACAUAUUGCAAAUGUGGAUUAUAGUGCACUAAAUGGUAAUUUAGAUGAUAUGGUUAAGGCAUAUACACUAGGAUUGUAUGAUGAUGACUUGGAAGAGCAUCCGGGUACUGUCUUAGAAAAACUGGAUGAUUUUACAAAUUAUAAUAGACAAGUUGAAUCUCUGAAGGAUGUUAUAAAAGUUUUCCAAAAAAAUAAUCCUAUUAGAUUAGGUACUAGUGAAGAACUAAAAGAUGAUAAUGAUUUUGAUGAUUUUAAAAUCAUGGCAGAUGAAAUCCAUGAGAGAAAUAUCCCUGAAGAUUAUUGUGGAGUUGAGAAAAAUACAAUCAGUAUUAUAAAUGAUGAUUAUGGUUUGAAUGCCUAUAAUUUACAGCAUGCUAUUAAUUUAGACUAUCAUAAGUUAAAGGAAACACUGUUACCGAAACUACAAGAAGAAUCUAGACAACUCUUUGGUGAUCACAAUAUACAUUUUCACAAUAAUAAUUCUUCGUCAGAGAUGGAACUAGAGCCAAUUGACGCAGAAGGAAAUCCAAUUAAAGUCAGUCGUUUUAAGUCACAACGAAUGAAAUUGAACAUUUAG
This is a messenger RNA of Arxiozyma heterogenica, 2805 nucleotides long. RefSeq names its product prefoldin-like protein (gene BUD27). Gene Ontology annotation, biological process: RNA polymerase III assembly; protein folding; RNA polymerase II core complex assembly. NCBI's taxonomy places the organism in Eukaryota, Fungi, Ascomycota, Saccharomycetes, Saccharomycetales, Saccharomycetaceae. The transcript has a single exon. Gene Ontology annotation, cellular component: cytoplasm; prefoldin complex. The coding region runs from base 1 to 2805 and encodes 934 amino acids. The record is from RefSeq and is a predicted model, not a curated record.